UUCACCCCAUAAACCCCAAUUAUUUUUAGGGUUUUUAUCUUCAUCGUCUCCAGAUUCACGCAAUCGAAUUCGAAUUUCGAAUACAAAAUCCCGAAAAUAUCAGCUUUCAAAGCCCUGUGUUGAUUUGCGGAUUCAAAAAUGACGCGGGCUUAUACUAUGAAGCAGAAGAAGCGAAAGAACAAGGAAGUGUCCACGAAGUACGACCGUGAAGAAGAGGAAGAAGAACAAAUCCAACCAAAGAAACAAGCGAUUCAGAAAGAAGAACCAACAACUCCAGUUGUUGCACAAACAGAGGAAAACAGUGAACUUGCAGGUAUCCCAAUUGCUCCUUCAAUUGAGAAAAACACUGAGGAGCCAGGUGUUAUUUUCGUUCUUGAAAAAGCUUCUUUGGAAGUCGCUAAAGUUGGAAAGACUUAUCAGCUUUUGAACUCGGAUGAUCAUGCUAAUUUCCUCCGCAAAAAUAAAAAGAAUCCUGCUGAUUACAGGCCUGACAUUUGUCAUCAGGCACUUCUAUCAAUUUUAGAUAGCCCACUAAAUAAAGCUGGGAGGUUGAAAGCGGUAUACAUAAGGACUGAAAAGGGCGUUCUUAUAGAGGUUAAGAACUAUGUUCGUAUUCCAAGAACAUUCAAACGGUUCGCUGGUGUCAUGUUGGAACUGCUUCAAAAAUUGAGUAUAUCUGCUGUUGGCAAGCGUGACAAACUUCUCCGCACGAUAAAAAACCCCAUAACCCAGCACUUGCCUCCCAACUCGCGAAAAGCAGGUUUAUCUUUUAGUUCAGACAAGUUGGUAAACAUGAAAGACUAUUUAUCAACAAUUCCAAGCGAUCAGGACCUUGUCUUUGUGGUAGGAGCAAUGGCACAUGGGAAAGUUGAGACAGAUUACACAGAUGAUUAUAUAGCUGUUUCUGGUUACCCUUUAAGUGCUGCUUACUGUAUUACAAGGAUUUGUAAUGCCAUUGAAGGAAAGUGGAACAUAUUAUGAUUUAGCUUCUCCUAUUGAUUCUCUAUGGACAAUAUAUUUGCUUGAAGAGCGCAUUCAGUUUAUCUAAUAUCGGAGAUAGCUAGGUCUAUGUGUUAUAUAAAUCAAGAGAACUUAUGUAUGUGCAAACACAAGUUUGAAUUUGUAACACCUUGUUUUUUUUGGGUUGAAUUUUUCUAGUUUUAGAUUCAGCUGAUUUUCCUUCUUGUACCAGUUUUGUUUGUAACUUGAUAUUCUAAAUCAUGGCUACGGUCUAUAUUAUAGGAACUUUUGUUCUCUAAUA
Messenger RNA from Vicia villosa (hairy vetch), 1261 nucleotides. RefSeq lists its product as uncharacterized. Gene Ontology annotation, cellular component: nucleolus; small-subunit processome. Lineage: Eukaryota; Viridiplantae; Streptophyta; Magnoliopsida; Fabales; Fabaceae. The transcript has 7 exons. The coding region runs from base 139 to 981 and encodes 280 amino acids. Gene Ontology annotation, biological process: rRNA base methylation. Gene Ontology annotation, molecular function: rRNA (pseudouridine) methyltransferase activity; rRNA binding. The record is from RefSeq and is a predicted model, not a curated record.